Centropristis striata (black sea bass) is the source of this 799-nucleotide messenger RNA. RefSeq names its product E3 ubiquitin-protein ligase TRIM21-like. Gene Ontology annotation, molecular function: protein binding. NCBI's taxonomy places the organism in Eukaryota, Metazoa, Chordata, Actinopteri, Perciformes, Serranidae. The coding region runs from base 218 to 643 and encodes 141 amino acids. The record is from RefSeq and is a predicted model, not a curated record. The transcript is spliced from 2 exons.
CUGCACUUAAUUUAAUCAAGCGCUUUAUUUAAUUCUUAGCGACUUGUUUUAAUAUUGUUUUUUUUCCACAGAACUCAAGAGGAUUCCCACAUUUGCAGUGGACGUAAAGCUGGAUCCAUCCUCUGCACACCGAAGCCUUAUUCUUUCCCCCGAUGGGAAGAGCGUGAGAGACGGAGGAAAGAACCAGGAAGUUCCCGAUGCUCCAAAGAGGUUUGACAUGUUCGGCAGCAUCGUGGGGCUCAACAGGUUGAGGUCUGGCAAGUCCUACUGGGAGGUGGAGGUCCGCAGCAAGACGGGCUGGGACCUGGGAGUGGCGAGGGGCGACGCAAACCGCAAGGGGAAACUCGCGCUGAACCCAGAUAAUGGCUACUGGGUCACCGUGCAUUAUGAGGACAAAAGAUACGCAGCCCUGACGUCACCACCCGUCAGCCUCCGCCUGAAAAGGAAACCUCAGAAGGUCGGGGUGUUUGUGGAUUACGAGGAAGGCCUCGUGUCCUUCUACGAUGUGACGGCUCAGUCUCACAUCUACUCUUUUACCGAGUGUUCGUUCGGUGGUGAGGUUUUCCCGUAUUUCAGUCCACAUCUCAAACGGAAUGAGACAAACGCUCCUCCUCUGAUCAUCUCUGCAGUGAAGACGCAGUAGUUGUCAAGUGUUUUGUGUUCUGACCUGCACAUCUAAGGUGUUUGGAAAUUGUUCACAUGUCCAAGUUUAUAUUUGAUCUCUUUGGCUAAGAGAGGACAUGCUUAUUCAUAUAUUAUUCUGUUACGAUGGUAUGAGACAGAAAAGGGUUUUGUGGAA